AUGGAGGAUGAUGACAGACUGAAGGACAGUUUAAGGCUCCAGUUCCAAGCUCUGCAAAAACAGCAGGAGAAGCGUCUCCUUAGACAAUUAAGUAAAAAGAAGGAGAACGAACCGAAGAAGCUUCUUGCCAGUGUGACUCAGAAGACAUUUAAAACAGAUGAUGAUUUGAACUUGUCAGAGGAAGGAAACAUACUGCUGCAGCAUGAAAAUCAUCAGCUGCUUGACCAGGUUAGAGAGCUAAGGGAUGAAAAUGGUCGUCUCUUCAAACUUCUAAGUGAAAAGGACUUUGAGAUUAACCACCUGAAGAAAAAGAGAGAGGAGGAAAGACUGGCAUUAGCAGGCACAUCUGGCAUGGCAGGGGAUGCAGCAGCCACCAAAAUCGUGGAGAUUUCCAGGAGGAAUAGGGAGUUAACUUCUGAAGUUGAACGAGAAAAGAUUAAGUCCAAGCAAAUCAGCAACAGAGUCAAAGAGCUCGAGAAAGAGUUACAGGCUGCUUCAUCAAAUGCUCCACCCGAGUGCAAGAUUGAAACUAAUGCCCAGGAUAUGAGCUCAUCUGAAGGCUGUGAGAACUGUCGAGAGAUGAAAGCUCUGCAAGAAAGAUUCGCUGCUGCCAAGCUCAAAAUGACAGAAUAUCGCAACCAGAUUCAAGCUGUUAAACAGGAAUUGAAGGUGGCUCACAAGGUAUUGAUCAGUGAGAUUGGAGAAGACAUUAACCUUCAGCAAUUACUAAACUGCCCAAAGAGCUAUAGGGGGCGCGCUCAGCAGAUUUUAGCUCUUCAGACAAGGGUACGGGAACUUGAGCAGCAUCUGGACCAGUCAGCUCAACAGAGAGAGCCAAGUGUCCUGAGCGUGGAUGAGGAGACACAGGGAGUCAGGGUUCUUCAGAAAACACCACCUCAAGACAGGAAUCUCAGCCACAUACGUACCAUUGAGAAGCAGAAGAGGGAGGCAUUUGAGAGAAUCACAGCUGAUCACGAGAGCCUCCUAAAAGAACAUGAGGACGUGAUGAAGAAGCUGGAGGGCAGCAAGGCAAGAAACAAAUCCCUGAGUGCUGAAAUAAAAACCCUGAAGGUCCAGAUCUCCACCCUCCUGGAGAAGGGUAAACAUGACGAUGAGCUCGUGGAUGCCCUACUGAAGCAGCAGAGCCAGCUGCAGGGUGUGUUGAGCCGGCUCAGCCAACAGCAAGAUGUGUGGCGCAAGGCUGCCCCCGAGAACCCAGCACAGCAGCUGAGCAGUGAGCCCUCCAGACACAGCAGCCUGGUCCAGAAGCUCAAGCAGAUGGUUUAUGAGAAGGAGGCCAAGGUCAAAGAAUUAGAGAAGGAGAUCCGGCAGCUUACUGUGAUGAAAGAAGAUGGGGCCAGUCAGUUUAGAUUCAACACAAACAUUUGCACUUCCAGAUCCUCCACAGAAGAGGGAGACAAUGACAAGAGAAUGUCCUCUGCAUGUUCAGUUCCUAGACUUGGCCACAAACUGGUGUUGGCUGACGUGGGAUGUAGUGUGGAGAACAGGAAUUUGGGGUAUUUGAAAGGCUCCCAUUGUUCAGAUGUCAUGUGCAAUCUGAUGUCUCACUGCACUGAAUACAAGAGCCUCUACCAGACUGCAAGUGUGAUGGAAAAAGACAGACUCCAAGAGCUAGUCAAGGUCCUUCAGGCAAGAGAGACGGAGGCGAAUCAGAGGUGUGCGCAGGCAGAACAGAAAUCCCAGGAGGAGCGGCGCAGGGCAGCGAUCCUGGAACAGCAGCUGGAGAAAGCGAAGCUAAAUUUAGAGAACGGGAUGACUGAAAGGACGGACUCUGGAUUGUGCACGCAGCAAGAAGAGAACUGGUAUGCCCAAAGGCUAAAUGAUAGCAUGUUUUGA
Lampris incognitus (smalleye Pacific opah) is the source of this 1857-nucleotide messenger RNA. It is a transcript of the gene ccdc13, whose product is annotated as coiled-coil domain containing 13. The record is from RefSeq and is a predicted model, not a curated record. NCBI's taxonomy places the organism in Eukaryota, Metazoa, Chordata, Actinopteri, Lampriformes, Lampridae. Gene Ontology annotation, biological process: non-motile cilium assembly; cytoplasmic microtubule organization. Gene Ontology annotation, cellular component: centriolar satellite.